Fulvia fulva is the source of this 1179-nucleotide messenger RNA. RefSeq names its product Cytochrome P450 monooxygenase aba1. The transcript has a single exon. Gene Ontology annotation, molecular function: iron ion binding; monooxygenase activity; heme binding. Lineage: Eukaryota; Fungi; Ascomycota; Dothideomycetes; Mycosphaerellales; Mycosphaerellaceae. Bases 1 to 1179 code for a protein of 392 amino acids. The record is from RefSeq and is a predicted model, not a curated record.
AUGACAAGCUUUUUGCAAGCCACGAGCUGGCCAGCAUUGGCUGCAUUGGCGGCUGGAGCUUUCAUACUAUACCACAUAGCAACAGCAAUCUCUACAUGGAGACGACUGGCUUCGAUACCAGCACCGUCAUGGACUGCGCAUAUCUCCAAUCUGUGGGUUGCCGCAGUCACUUACUCGGGACGGCAAUACUCGGUUCAUCGAGACCUUCACAGGAAAUAUGGACCCCUGGUGCGAGUUGGACCCAACAGUGUUGUAACGAACGACCCCAACGUCAUCAGAAGGAUCACCGGAGUAAAAGAGGGCUGGCAUCGGGACUCGUACUACAAAGCUGGCAAAUUCAAUCCAUAUCAUGACAACCUGUUCAGCCGUCUGAGCCCAAAGGAACAUACGUGGGCAAAGUCGCGCACCAUAGCUGCUUACAGCGGUCGUGAGACACCGGACCUGGAAAUUGGAGUCAAUGAGUUGGUCGAAACGUUACUGGAAAGGAUCGAGAAUGGGUAUGCGAAUCAUGUCGACAGCUUGCCAACCCUUCCACUCAUGAACCUUGGCAAGAUCAGCAACUAUUUCACCAUCGAUGUGAUAACAAGACUAGCAUUCGGGGAAGCUUUUGGCUACCUCAGCGAGGAGAAAGAUCACUUCAACUUCCUCGCAGGCCUCCAUGACCUCUGGCCGCAAAUGUCUAGCUGCGCGGAUCUGCCCAUCUUGCGGAAGAUCUUGUUCUCCCCAACCUUUCUGGCGUUACUAGGACCGAAGCCCACGGACAAGAUGGGAUUUGGGGCCCUCAUGAAACCUGCCAACGAUCACGUUGCGAAGCGGUUUGCGCAUGACGCCAAGGCUAAACAGGACAUGCUCGGUUCCAUGAUCAAACACGGUCUCAACCAAAUCGAGUGCGAAACAGAAGGCCUCUUCAUGAUCAUCGCCGGCACAGAAAGUACAGCAGCCGCGAUCCGCUCUGCCAUUAUCCACACCAUCUCAUCUCCUCGAGUCUACUCCAAGCUCAAGCAAGAGAUCACCACCGCCGUCCGCGAAGGCCAAGUCUCAGACGCAAUCACGUUCCAAGAAGCAAAAGCUCUCCCAUACCUCCAGGCAGUCAUCUACGAAAGUGUCCGCAUGCGUCCGCCGCUCAUUGGCUUCUUUCCCAAAGUGGUCCCUCCCGAGGGAGAGACCAUUCUCGGCUAA